UUCUGAACAUAGUCCAUUGCCUCUUUGGUUCCCUUUCCGUUAUUGUCCAGGUUCCUCCUUUUCAAGAUGAAUGCCGCAAGGGGAGCAAAACUCCCGACCUUUUUCCAACGAGCAUCGAAGCCCCUACGAAUAAAAGGCGUGAGUCUCUUCCAUAUAUUCUAUUCUCCAGAGAAUCUUAUUCCUUACAUUGCCGCCCGCUACCUUAACGACUUUGAUCACCCAAUUCGUCCGAAGGUCGUCCAUAUGUAUCAAACCCGCGAACGCGGUAUACUGUGGUGGACAGUGGUGGAUGGAUACCUCGUGUCUUCGCUGAAGCCAGUCGUUCGAUCCUGGUGCGCGAGACGCGUUAGAACGGCCUUUGAAGCUGUGCUGAAGGAACGCGGCUAUAAUACGGAAGGAAAGAAGCUCAUUCGCGAUAGCCAGGGCCAUGUGACAGGGGCGGAGAAAGCGUUGAAGGGAACGAUGGAGAUUCGCAUGGUUGAGCCGGUCAUGAAGGCGGGCUACGAAAAGAUUGUGGAGCAAGCUAGGCUUCUUGUCGACCAUUUGGAAAACAAGCAAGUAUGGGAAGGAAAAAGGAAUCAGCAACAAGCACAGACGCGACAGACGCGGGGACCAGAGCAAAAAGCACGAGGGAAAAGACCCUCGAAUAUGCAUUGGCGGAAAACGUGAUGUGCUUCGCGGGGAUAAUAUAUACGUGAUUUACUCUGCCUCUUUAGCGAAUGGAUUCCAAAGGAUCGUGUUUACAUCCAGGAAUCACCCGAUAUGUGGCAUCUAUAUGGAGAGGAUCUCAUCCAUCGUUUACCAGGACCCUGUGGAAACUUACAAGGCGCCCAGUGUCUGUCCCGAGGAGGGCAUCUUUAUACUUGAGAAUUGCCUUCAAACCCUUUGUGUCGACAACCUAGGCCAUUGUAGAAGGUCUAUGGCAAAUUAUUGAUUCCUAGGGUUCCUCCGGAGGUUAAAACGUGUGUCUCUGUUCACAUUAGCGGUACCGAUAUUCAAUCCACCGAUCGAUUGUCGAGGAAUCAAGGCCUUUCAUAUCAAAUGCUAAAACUCGGCAAGUCCUUUUCAAUAUUAAAUUGUGUCCCAUAUGUCGACACUGACUGUCCACCUUCAACCCUUGGUUCAAUCACCUUCCUCUGUCCCAGAGAUGCUAUUAAAUCACGCUGAGCAUGGUUGCCGGAUAUCAUUACAUCAUUGUCUUGAUGUAAUCCAACUGCUUUUGUUGCAUCCUUGUCACGUUUGAGGACAUACUGUUCAACCGAAACUAAAUCCUCUCACCUCCGGCAUCCAGGUGACUUUAUGACUCUUCACAGUAUGAGGAGUAUGUGUGGUUCAGCCAUCACUCUUGAUUUCACUUUGCUUUUGCUUUUGUGCCUACUUCGCAUUUACCUCUCUAUAAUUCCUUGAUUCAUAUGACGAAUCCUUCCGUAUA
Molecule: messenger RNA, 1432 nt
Organism: Coccidioides immitis RS
Lineage: Eukaryota; Fungi; Ascomycota; Eurotiomycetes; Onygenales; Onygenaceae
Exons: 1
Coding region: 67-669 (200 amino acids)
Source: RefSeq, a predicted model, not a curated record